AUAUGUGUUGUAUAUAUUAUAAUAUAAAAUGACAAUUGCAGCAAAUGUUAAAAAUUUGAAUGGAGAAGAAAUUGAUGAUGCUGUACAGAUUAUUACGAACGAAUAUGAGUCAAGAAAACGACGAAAAAGGAAGUUAAGAAGCCCUGAGGACCCAAGCCGUUUAGAAAAACUUAAUAAAGAUUCUUAUGAAAAUACGGAAAGGGAACCUUUAGCAGAGAGAGCAAGGCGUUUAACUACUACGAGUACAAAAAGUUCUGACAGUACUGUUACAGUUAAACGAGGCUAUGACAAAGAUACCUUUGUAUACUUUUUAAAAAGACAUAAUCUGAAGGACUGUGAAGAAAACUUGCGUAAAAGUAAAAUUGAUUGUCUACAAACAUUUCUGGAACUUAAUGAAGAGAAAUUAGAACAACUUGGACUUGAGUAUGGACAAGUGAGAAAAUGCUUAAAAGCUAUAGGAGAAGCUAUAGGAGAAGCCACAACGAAGCCAAAGAAAGAAACACUGGCUACAUAAAUAUCCAUGUGAAUUUUUUGUUUAUGUGGAUCGAUAUGAAAACUUAAAAAAGGUACAGUUUGGGCUUUAUUGUGCCCUAAAUCUCUGGCAAUAACAAAAGUUGACUAGAUGAAUAUGAUAAAUCAUUAAAGAAUAUUACAUGAAGGAGGACCAUUCUGGAAAUAUGAUGUCAUUAAUUUGGUACAUUUCUAAGUUAAAUACAGAAAAGCCUCAGUACGACUCAUUUCUGUGCUUAUUUUCUUUUUAGAAAAUUGUGUCUGUCACCGUUGUCCACUUAAUUUUUUUAUAUAAUAUGUAAACUGCUUUGAAAAAUCACAUAUCUCAAAAUCUUCGUGGGCAAGGUUGGCAGGGCAUGUUUUCUGAAUUAAAAUUCCACUGAAAGUUGAUGUCUUAUGCAACUUUUUAAGAAAGUACGGGAAAAUUCACAAGUUAAUGACAUCACCACUAUUAUUUAAGAGUACAAAUGGAACAAACGAUUUGUGUAUACUUACUGCAUGGAAUCCCUAUGGAUAAGUCAGAACGAAUUUUUAUUUCUUACAUCACUUUCAUAUUUUGUAAAAAAUACAGGGCAUAAUUCGUAUUCAAACUGUACCUUGUUCUUUCAUACAGCCUUUUUUAAAGAUCAUUCCUUGGACAUAAAUAAAUAUACAAUAUUUCUUGAUGAAAUUCAAUAUAUACAGAGAGCACACGAAAAGUGUGUCCUGUCAACACGGUAUGCUUACUCCUCAAGGCAUUUAGAUAAAACCCCUGGAAUUACCGAAGUCCGUGUUUUCUGCUUUAUUCUUAGAUUUCAAAACCCAUAUAUAGAAUAUACGCAACAAAAUGAAU
Molecule: messenger RNA, 1342 nt
Organism: Saccostrea cuccullata (small rock oyster)
Lineage: Eukaryota; Metazoa; Mollusca; Bivalvia; Ostreida; Ostreidae
Exons: 6
Coding region: 29-514 (161 amino acids)
Molecular function (GO): protein binding
Source: RefSeq, a predicted model, not a curated record